This is a messenger RNA of Galeopterus variegatus (Sunda flying lemur), 3519 nucleotides long. RefSeq names its product RAS protein activator like 1 (GAP1 like) (gene RASAL1). The transcript is spliced from 21 exons. Lineage: Eukaryota; Metazoa; Chordata; Mammalia; Dermoptera; Cynocephalidae. Bases 232 to 2673 code for a protein of 813 amino acids. Gene Ontology annotation, molecular function: GTPase activator activity. Gene Ontology annotation, biological process: cellular response to calcium ion; intracellular signal transduction; negative regulation of Ras protein signal transduction. The record is from RefSeq and is a predicted model, not a curated record.
GCGCUCCACCUGCUCGGAGCACGGCUUCUACCUGUAGAGUCCGGGCGGGCGCUCCCCCCCGGACACCUAUUUCUUCUUCGGACACCUCCCAUCCAGCUAUCCGCGUCUGGUACAGGAGGCGCUGGGAUCCCGGGGCAGGGCUCCAGGCUCGCAGCUGGUGACAUGUAGACGCCCCGGUCUAGCCUCGGAACCUGGGUGCUCUCCUGCCCGGAAAGUUUGAGGCUGGAUGCCAUGGCCAAGAGCAGCUCCCUGAAUGUCCGCGUGGUGGAGGGCCGGGCGCUGCCUGCCAAGGACGUGUCUGGGAGCAGUGACCCCUACUGCCUAGUGAAAGUGGACGACGAGGUGGUGGCCAGGACAGCGACUGUUUGGCGGAGCCUGAGUCCCUUCUGGGGGGAGGAGUACACUGUGCAUCUACCCCUUGAUUUCCACCAUCUGGCCUUCUACGUGCUGGACGAGGACACUGUUGGGCACGACGACAUCAUUGGCAAGAUCUCGCUGAGCAAGGAGGCCAUUGCAGCCAACCCCCGAGGGAUCGACAGCUGGAUCAACCUGAGCCGCGUGGACCCGGAUGCGGAGGUGCAGGGUGAGAUCUGCCUGGCAGUGCAGAUGCUGGAGGAUGUGCGGGGCCGCUGCCUCCGCUGCCAUGUGCUCCAGGCCAGGGACCUGGCCCCCCGAGACAUCUCUGGCACGUCUGACCCGUUUGCACGUGUGUUUUGGGGCAGCCAGAGCUUGGAGACCUCGACCAUCAAGAAGACUCGCUUCCCGCACUGGGAUGAAGUCUUGGAGCUGCGAGAGAUGCCAGGUGCCCCGUCGUCAUUACGAGUGGAGCUCUGGGACUGGGACAUGGUGGGCAAGAAUGAUUUCUUGGGCAUGGUGGAGUUCCCCCCGCAGACCCUGCAGCAGAAGCCGCCCAAUGGCUGGUUCCGCCUCCUGCCCUUUCCCAGAGCCGAGGAGGAUUCUGGGAGGAACCUGGGUGCCCUGCGGCUGAAGGUGCGCCUGAUCGAGGACCGCGUCCUGCCCUCCCAGUACUACCAGCCCCUCACAGAGCUGCUCAUGGAGUCUGUGCUGGGGCCAGCCGAGGAGGAUGCUGCUAGUCCACUAGCUGUGCUAGAGGAGUUGACCUUGGGGGACUGCCGCCAGGACCUUGCCACCAAGAUGGUGAAGCUAUUUCUCGGCCGGGGCCUGGCUGGGUCCUUUCUGGACUAUCUCACCCGGCGUGAGGUGGCUCGGACCACUGACCCCAACACCCUCUUCCGUUCUAAUUCCCUGGCAUCCAAGUCAAUGGAACAGUUUAUGAAGCUCGUGGGCAUGCCCUAUCUGCACGAGGUCCUGAAGCCAGUGAUCAGCCGUGUCUUCGAGGAGAAGAAGUACAUGGAGCUGGACCCAUGCAAGAUGGACCUGGGCCGAGCCAGGAGGAUCUCCUUCAAGGGCACAGCCUCGGAGGAACAGGUGCGGGAAACCAGCCUGGGGCUGCUGACAGGCUACCUGGGGCCCAUCGUGGAUGCCAUCAUGGGUUCCGUGGGGCGCUGUCCCCCGGCCAUGCGCCUUGCCUUCAAGCAGCUGCAUCAACGUGUGGAGGAGCACUUCCCCCAGGCAGAGCAUGAGGACGUCAAAUACCUGGCCAUAAGCGGCUUUCUCUUCCUGCGAUUCUUCGCGCCUGCCAUCCUCACUCCAAAGCUGUUUGACCUCUGGGACCAGCACGCCGACCCCCAGACCAGCCGCUCGCUGCUGCUGCUUGCUAAGGCUGUACAGAGCAUUGGAAACCUAGGCCAGCAGCUGGGCCAGGGCAAGGAACUGUGGAUGGCUCCCCUACACCCCUUCCUGCUGCAGAGUAUCUCACGUGUGAGAGACUUCCUGGACCGGCUGGUGGAUGUGGAUGGGGAUGAGGAAGCUGGUGGCCCAGUCAGGGCCCUGGUCCCACCUUCGGUGACUGUUCGAGAAGGCUACCUACUAAAGCGCAAGGAGGAGCCUGCUGGCCUGGCCACACGCUUUGCCUUCAAGAAGCGCUACUUCUGGCUCAGCGGGGAGACCCUCUCCUACUCCAAGAGUCCUGAGUGGCAGAUGUGCUCUUCCAUCCCGGUGUCACACAUCUGUGCUGUGGAGCGUGUGGAUGAGGGUGCCUUCCAGCUGCCCCACGUGAUGCAGGUGGUGACGCAGGACGGCGUGGGGGUGCUGCACACCACCUACCUCCAGUGCAAGAACGUGAACGACCUCAACCAAUGGCUGUCAGCCCUGCGCAAGGCCAGUGCCCCCAACCCAGACAAGCUGGCCACAUGCCAUCCCGGGGCUUUCCGCAGCUCACGAUGGACCUGCUGCCUCCAGACUGAGCGCUCAGCUGCUGGCUGCAGCCGCACGCACUCGGCCGUCACGCUGGGGGAUUGGAGUGACCCGCUGGAUCCUGAUGCUGAGACCCAGAUGGUAUAUCGGCAGCUGCUCCUGGGGCGGGACCAGCUCAGGAUGAAGUUUCUGGAGGAUUCCAACAUGAAUACAACUCCAGAGGCAGACAUAGGGAAGGGCUCCAGUGCCACAAAAGGGGACUGUCCUGAUGUCCUGGUCCAGCAGAGAGUGGCAGCUGCCCGCCUGCUGGAGGUGCUCGCAGACUUGGAUCGAGUCCAUGAAGAGUUCCAGCAGCAGGAGCGGGGGAGGGCAGCCCCAGGCACCCUUGAUCCCUGAAAAAAAUGCCAGAACCAGCCUGCAAGGAGCAAGGAGCCAAGAGGCCCUCCUCAAGAGUCUCCUUGUGGCUGUCCUAUACCUUUUUGAUGAUGUGGCCUGGAGGCUCCCAGAGACAUGCCUAGCCCUGUGUAUCCAGAACUCAGGGCAUGGAAGCCCUUUGGCAGGGCCAGCCUGGCACUGAGUGAAUCUCUCUCUGGGAUGAGUCAGACUAAAGUGGAUAGAUUAAGUAACCUGACUUAUUUGUCUGAGCCUGGGGUUUCUGCCUCUUCAGACUAGCCUCUCCCCACACCGUUGAUGCCAGCCUGGCCCUGAGCUGCUGGAUAUAGCUGCACCUGAAUUCCUGCUGCCCAUGUGGCCUUGUUACCCUAGACAGGCACUAAAUGGGCUCAACCCUUCCUGUUUUCAUGUCUACAAAUCCCUGUAACCUCACUGAUCAUUCUGCAGCCUUCCCUUGGCCGAGAGCUUCAACCACAAGCUUCCAGAAUCAGAUGCCCUCAGAAAGAACUGAGGCUGGCAACCCAUGGCAGCCCCAUGUGCCAGACUCAGACCCUUGGAGCCUGGGAGACCAUGGGCCAGGCUCUUUCUCCCCCUUUGAGCCUUGGUUUAUCCUGUGUGAAUUUAGAUGUGUGGUUUUCAAAUUGGAUUGUAUCAAGGUAGCUCAGGAGCCAGGGAGGGGUUUCUCAGACUGUGGUCCAUAGUCCACCCCCUGGGGCAUCUGCUAGAAAUGCAGAUACCUCGGCCCCUCCCAGCUACUGACUCACAAUCUGAGGGUAUGUGGUGGCAAGAAUCAGGGUUUUUAACAAAUUCCUUAGGUGAUGUGGAUGAACAUAAAGUUUAAGGAUCACA